CCUGCUAGAAUCUGACGUCAUGAUUUCUUUAACUAUGCCAAUAAAUUAGGUGUCAUUUUUUUCAUUUGCGUUAAGAUGUGCAAAAGAGAUGUGAAACACACACCUGAUGUAGAAGACCUGAAUGUAUUGUCAUAUUCUCAUCAAUAUCAUUUGUAUAUUUCCCUACAGUGCUAUGGUGUACACAACAAGAACAGAUAGAAAACAAAAAGAACAAACAAGUACAAAGUUAGUAUACACCGGGAGAGGAUGAGAAUAUCAGGUGACAUCCAACUGAAGCGAAUGAUUAACACCUGUAAAAUAAAGAAAAGGUGCCUCUAAGCCCCCCGGGCAUUUGUCUUUUCCCCAAACAUUCUUGAGGGGGUAAGGGGGAUGAAUUAGACCUUACGUAAGGUUUGUGAGUAUAUAUUCUGCUGCAGAGACCACCUGCACACCUCAGAGUCACUCCUCUUGAAGCUGACGUUGGUUGCCGCAGUGUAGCAGUCUGUCUCAAGCCUCUUGUCAACAUGCCUGAAUCUGGAAACUGCACCUCUAUCAUCAACUUGCGUUACCAAGAUGGCAGCGAGGGAAGCCCCUCCAACCCAGCCAAGUUCAACAACCAAGACUACGCACAGCUGAAGGACAACAACCUCCGCAGGAGGAGGCUGUUUGUGGACAACACCUUCCCACCCAACAACCAAUCUCUGGGAGACCUGGAGGGUCUGACCCGUCGGCAGGAAGCCCAAGUGGAGUGGCUUCGACCAGCAGACAUCUUGAAAGCAGAGAACAGCAGCAGUGAUCCUGUUUUCUGUACCAAAGGAGCCUCCCGAUUUGACUUUGAUCAAGGCGUUGUGGGUAACUGCUGGUUUCUGGCUGCAAUUUCCGCACUGACGUUCAAGAAAAGCCUGUUUGGUCAAGUUGUGUCUUUGGACCAGAGCUUCAGUGACUACGCGGGGGUGUUUCACUUCCGGUUCUGGAGGUUCGGCAAGUGGGUGGAUGUUGUCAUCGACGACCUCCUGCCAACACUCAACAACAAGCCUCUGUCUGUGCGCUCCAAGAUUGGAAAUGAGUUCUGGGCUCCUCUGCUGGAGAAAGCUUAUGCCAAAGUGUGUGGUUCAUACGCAGACAUGAGCGUUGGAUUGCCAUCAGAGGCCUGCAAGGAUUUCAGUGGAGGCUUAACCAUGAAUUUCGAACUCCACGAAGCCCACAAGGUGGACCAUGAUGUGGCGCUGUGGAACGCACUGACCAGAGCCACCAAGUGCCAUUCGAUGAUUUGCUGCGGGACUCCCCAGAAAGGGGGGAAGUUGGUGAACACCGUAAAGGAAACUGGUAUCGUGGAUGCACAUGCCUAUUCUGUCACAGCGGUCACCGAGGUUAACUAUUACAGUUCCAUCGUGAAGCUGGUGCAACUCAUGAAUCCCUGGGGCCAGACUGAGUGGAAUGGGAAGUGGAGUGACAAGUCCGGCCUUUGGAAGAGCGUCAGCCCAGAAGAUCGGGCAAAGUGUUCUGACCGCAACGAUGGAGAGUUCUGGAUGGAGUUGGAGGACUUCUGUUAUUAUUUCCAAACAUUGUUCAUCAGCUGUGAGAACCCCAACUUUAUUGAUGGCGACGUCACCUGCCAGUGGAAAUCCAUGACUUACGACGGCAGCUGGGUGGCAGGGAGAUCUGCAGGCGGCAACGUGUUUGACUCUACCUUUGCGACGAAUCCUCAGUACCGCUUGCAGGUGUCUAACAUAAACAAGGAGGAGCAGCAAGACCAAAACAUCUUCCUCUCUCUGAUGCAGAAGCCUCAGCAAAAGAGCCGCAAAAGAAUACGAUCCCACCCAAUUGGACUCACCGUCUUUAAGAUUCCACCAGGGACACCAGAAGGACGCGUGGGGUCCUCCUUCUUUCAAAGAAACAGUCCCAUGAAGCAAAGACAGCUUUACACCCACGAGAGGGAUCUGAUUGAGUCGCACAGUCUGGAGCCCGGAGAGUAUCUGAUCAUGCCCUCCACCAUGAAACCCUACAUGAGUGCAGACUUUGUUCUCACUGUCUACACCAAGACUGAUGCCAAGAUGAGUGUCCAUGACGAUUUUGAUGACGACGAGCAUGACCACGAAGAGGAGGAGAACCUAAUUCUUCCAGAGGUGCCGACCGACAAUGGCGAUGCCGAUGACGAUGUGAAGGAGGAGACCACUGGCAGGAGAGCCACCCGGGCCAUGUUCAGCCGCUACGCCGAUCAGUCCGGUCAACUGAAAGCCAGACAACUCCAGAAGCUUCUGAACGACAACUUCCCUCACGGCACCUGGUACGGCUUUGGUUUGGAUACCUGCAUGAGCAUGAUGGCCAUGGUGGAUACCGACCAAAGAAGGACGAUGGCCUUCAAUGAGUUCUCAACUCUCUGGGGGAAGAUUAACAAAUACAAGAAAAGCUUUCAUCGUGCAGAUGUGAAUGGGGGCGGAACCCUGUCCGAAUAUGAGCUCCAGAAGGCAAUUGAGGCUGCAGAUAUGGACAUGGACGACAUCAUGGUAAAGCUGAUGAUGGCCCGCUACUCAGGCGCGUCAAACAUCUCCAUGGAGAGCUUCAUCACUCUGAUGUUACGCCUGGAGAAGAUGUCAGAUGUUUUCAAGAACAAAUCAUCUGAUGGAGUGAUCCACUUUUCCUGGACUGAGUGGUCCAACGUCUUCAUGUACAACUAGACUGACGCUGCAGGCGCCACAGGAGAAGACUGCAACUAAAUGCUGCCAUGUGCCCAACCUGGACAGCAGUAACACAUUUGUGAUCAAAUUGUGAAAUAAAACAUUGUUACCUUCUGAA
Pseudoliparis swirei is the source of this 2775-nucleotide messenger RNA. RefSeq names its product calpain-1 catalytic subunit-like. Gene Ontology annotation, molecular function: calcium-dependent cysteine-type endopeptidase activity; calcium ion binding. Lineage: Eukaryota; Metazoa; Chordata; Actinopteri; Perciformes; Liparidae. Gene Ontology annotation, cellular component: cytoplasm. The transcript has 22 exons. The record is from RefSeq and is a predicted model, not a curated record. Bases 504 to 2657 code for a protein of 717 amino acids. Gene Ontology annotation, biological process: proteolysis.